Messenger RNA from Hansenula ciferrii, 567 nucleotides. It is a transcript of the gene PRP38, whose product is annotated as U4/U6-U5 snRNP complex subunit PRP38. Gene Ontology annotation, cellular component: precatalytic spliceosome. NCBI's taxonomy places the organism in Eukaryota, Fungi, Ascomycota, Saccharomycetes, Phaffomycetales, Wickerhamomycetaceae. The coding region runs from base 1 to 567 and encodes 188 amino acids. The record is from RefSeq and is a predicted model, not a curated record. The transcript has a single exon.
AUGGUUGGAAAGGGAAUCAUUGUGGAUAGAGAACUAUCAAAAUCCACACAUAAAGGACAAAAUUCCAUCUUAUUAAUUGAAAAAAUCAUAAGAGAACGAAUAUUUGAUUCUUUAUAUUGGAAACAAUAUUGUUUUAAUGUUAAUGCUGCUUUAAUAUUGGAUCGUUGUGUUGAGAUACGAUGUGUUGGUGGUCUUGAGACAAGUGGGAAACCAAUGGGGUUUAUUUGUUUAUUAGUUAAAUUGAUUCAAUUGAUGCCUCAAAGAGAAAUUAUUGAAUUUUAUUUAAAUCAAGGGAAAUUUAAAUAUUUGAAAGUAUUAGCAAUGGUUUUCAUAAGGUUAGUUUAUAGAGAUGGUGGGUUAUUAAAGAAACAAUUGAAUGAUUAUAGAAAAGUUAGAUUAUAUGAACAUGGAGAAUAUAAAUUAAGUUAUGUUGAUGAAAUUGCUGAUAAGUUAUUAAAUGAUGAAAUGUUUAUAGGUUUGAAUUUACCAUAUAUGAAGACCAAUGGUGAUGAUGAAAGUGAUGAUGAGAGUGAUGGUUCAGAUGAGGAUGAUAGUGAUAGUGAUUAA